Xenia sp. Carnegie-2017 is the source of this 1840-nucleotide messenger RNA. Its product is annotated as zinc finger protein 665-like. NCBI's taxonomy places the organism in Eukaryota, Metazoa, Cnidaria, Anthozoa, Malacalcyonacea, Xeniidae. Gene Ontology annotation, biological process: regulation of transcription by RNA polymerase II. The record is from RefSeq and is a predicted model, not a curated record. Gene Ontology annotation, molecular function: DNA-binding transcription factor activity, RNA polymerase II-specific; RNA polymerase II cis-regulatory region sequence-specific DNA binding.
UGUCCAAUGCUUGUUUGUACGAAUCCUUGGGAAUGUCCACGUUGUGGUCGAAAGUACAGUAGUGAAGACUAUCUAAAUGUUCACAUGAAAAAUGAAUGCGGAAAAAAUCCACCAUUAAAACGACAUGUGAGGGUUCAGACAGGAGAGAAACCUUAUCAUUGCAAACAUUGUGGUAAAACAUUUUGACAGCUUUCUAAAUUGAAUAAACAUGUUAGGAUACAUACUGGAGACAAACCUUACCAAUGUGAAAAUUGUGGUAAAAGAUUUACACAGCUUGGUACCUUAAAAUGUCAUUGUAUGAUACAUACAGGAGAGAAACCUUAUAAAUGUGAACAUUGUGGUAAAAGAUUUACACAGCUUGGUAACUUAAAACGUCAUGGUAUGAUACAUACAGGAGAGAAACCUUAUAAAUGUGAACAUUGUGGUAAAACAUUUUCACAGAAUUGUGAUUUGAAUAAACACCUUAGGAUACAUACAGGAGAGAAACCUUAUAAAUGUGAACAUUGUGGUAAAACAUUUACCCACAAUAGUGCCUUGAAUAAACACCUUAGGAUACAUACAGGAGAGAAACCUUAUCAAUGUGAACAUUGUGGUAAAACAUUUACCCACAAUAGUGCCUUGAAUAGACACGUUAGGAUACAUACAGGAGAGAAACCUUAUGAAUGUGAAGAUUGUGGUAAAACAUUUUCACAGAAUUGUGAUUUGAAUAAACACCUUAGGAUACAUACAGGAGAGAAACCUUAUAAAUGUGAACAUUGUGGUAAAACAUUUACCCACAAUAGUGCCUUGAAUAAACACCUUAGGAUACAUACAGGAGAGAAACCUUAUAAAUGUGAACAUUGUGGUAAAAGAUUUACACAGCUUGGUAACUUAAAACGUCAUGGUAUGAUACAUACAGGAGAGAAACCUUAUAAAUGUGAACAUUGUGGUAAAACAUUUUCACAGAAUUGUGAUUUGAAUAAACACCUUAGGAUACAUACAGGAGAGAAACCUUAUAAAUGUGAACAUUGUGGUAAAACAUUUACCCACAAUAGUGCCUUGAAUAAACACCUUAGGAUACAUACAGGAGAGAAACCUUAUCAAUGUGAACAUUGUGGUAAAACAUUUACCCACAAUAGUGCCUUGAAUAGACACGUUAGGAUACAUACAGGAGAGAAACCUUAUCAAUGUCAACACUGUGGUAAAACAUUUACACAGCUUUGUAACUUAAAAAGUCACGUAAUGAUACAUACUGGAGAGAAACCUUAUCAAUGUGAACAUUGUGGUAAAAGAUUUAAUAAGUCUAAUAGUUUUAAAAGACACAUGAGGAUACACACAGAAAAACCUUAUCAAUGUGAACAUUUUGGUAAAACGCUUAAUAAGAAGAGUAACUUGAAACAACACGGUUGACAAAACGGGAUCUGUCAAUACCUCGCUUGGAAUUGGUUGCUGUACACAUGGCCGUUAACUUGCUAUCGAAUGUAAAGUGUGCCAUUAGUGAAGGAGUCGUAACCUCUGUCCAUUGCUGGUUGGAUUCCACAGUAAAACUUUACUGGAUCAACCGUUGUGGGAAGUAUCGCCAAUUUACAAUUGUAAAACUGUUAAUGUACCAUGUACGCCCCAUGUAAAAUUAAAGGUAGAGCAGGAGAUAAAGCCUAAGAAAAGUGUACACGUAGUGGCUGCAGAAGUUCAACUGACCGUCUUUAUGAAAGUUGGAAUGAGUUACCCGAGAAAGAGGCUAGUUAUGCAUCCUUAUAAUUUGUGCACAGCGAUUUUCUGUUUUGUUAUGUAGAGAUUUCUAUGUUACGUCAAUCUUUUUUCCCUGUAGUAAACCGCGUUUUAAGUAACUGUAAAUUUUAUA